GCUGUCCUGCUGUCAUGUGAUUCGCGGACUCUGGCAAAGCACGUGUGAAGGCGGCGAGCAGGAGCUUCCGGGGCAGGAUGCUGCAAAGGAUAGCGCACCCCUUGCGGCUAGGAUGCCACAUCCUCUCUGUUUCUCGGUGCCUCCACCAGUCUCCCAGGAACCACAUCCCCCUCAUCCCCAUUGUGGUGGAACAAACGGGCCGUGGGGAGCGAGCGUAUGACAUCUACUCUCGCCUUCUGAGAGAGCGCAUUGUCUGUGUGAUGGGCCCGAUUGAUGAUGGCGUGGCAAGCUUGGUCAUUGCACAGCUGCUCUUCCUGCAAUCGGAAAGCAACAAGAAGCCCAUCCACAUGUAUAUUAACAGCCCAGGUGGUACAGUAACAUCUGGACUGGCGAUUUAUGACACCAUGCAGUAUAUCCUGAACCCCAUUUGCACGUGGUGCGUGGGGCAGGCAGCCAGCAUGGGCUCUCUGCUUCUUGCUGCGGGUUCGCCAGGCAUGCGCCACUCUUUGCCCAACUCCCGCAUCAUGAUCCACCAGCCCUCCGGUGGGGCACGGGGUCAGGCAACAGACAUUGCCAUCCAGGCAGAGGAAAUUCUCAAACUAAAGAAACAGAUCAACGGCAUCUAUGCCAAACACACGAAGCAGAAUCUGGAAGUAAUUGAGGCGGCUAUGGAGAGAGAUCGGUACAUGAGCCCAGUGGAAGCCCAGGAAUUUGGCAUUUUGGACAAGGUGCUUGUCCAUCCUCCACACGAUGGAGAAGAUGAGCCAGAACUGGUCCAGAAGGAGACUCCUCCGACAGCCAGUCCUCCCUCUUCUUCAGCUGAGCCCUAAGAGAAGAGUUGUGCUCUCCAGAUCCUUGUUUUGGGAAUUAUAGCCGUGGAAAGCACCCAACAUGAACCUUUCCCUCACUCCUUAGCCAGGCCUUGGAAUUACCUGAGGACACAAGUCUUAGCGGACCACUUCUUAAGGCUGAUACUUUGCCAGCUCUAAUUUAAUAGCUGAUCUCUCUGCCUUUUGAUCUUCAGGAUCUGAUUCUUAUCCUGCCUGUAGCAAAGAAAGGUUCCUCCUCUUACUGUUACAGCAUUGUAGAGUAAUGGUUCUAAAUUAAACUUUGACUCCAGUGUUGUAGGCA
Molecule: messenger RNA, 1131 nt
Organism: Anolis carolinensis (green anole)
Lineage: Eukaryota; Metazoa; Chordata; Lepidosauria; Squamata; Anolidae
Gene: clpp
Product: caseinolytic mitochondrial matrix peptidase proteolytic subunit
Exons: 7
Coding region: 78-830 (250 amino acids)
Biological process (GO): protein quality control for misfolded or incompletely synthesized proteins
Cellular component (GO): endopeptidase Clp complex
Molecular function (GO): ATPase binding; serine-type endopeptidase activity; ATP-dependent peptidase activity
Source: RefSeq, a predicted model, not a curated record